UUUACCGGUCUUCGCCAGCAUCACGUGACGCUUGAGCUGCAACGGAGGGUUGUGUCGGCGGUGUAGACUACAAACGGUCACGACGACGACAGGCGGUGGUACUGAGGACCAUGUCUCGACUAUCAUUGCUUCUUCUUCUGUCGCUCUGCGCCACGUCAUCCUGUACAUGUCCGCCCUCGUGGACUGCGUGGAGAUCCUCCUGCUACGUCUUCAUCAGCCAACGUCUGCAGUGGCUGGAGGCAGCAAGCCUGUGCAUGGUGUUUGGCGGUCAUCUUGCGGAAAUCAACUCGAGAGACGAAAACAUCUUUGUCAGAAACAUGAUCAGUUCCCAUAACGUCUUCUUCUCGUGGCUCGGAAUCAACGACAUCGCCCGGGACGGCCAGUGGGUGCUGUCGUCGUCAGGUCAGCCGCUGACGUACUGGAACUGGGUGGCGGGGGAGCCCAACAACGCCCACGGCGUGACGGAGGCGUGCGGCGGCAUGUACCGAGAUGGACGAUGGAACGACGAUGAGUGCGUGCGGUCUCGAACCUUCACGUCCGUCUGCGAGCGACCCCAAGAAAGCACUGACACCCAGUGAUGCCAGACUCCUGAACACAGACAGUGGUACUCGAGUUGGAUAGUUGAGAUAAAAACCAAUCUCUCUCUACCCUAGAGUGAGGAGGAGUUGGUGUUGAUGCCCAGCCAGCCACUGUAUCAUGGCAAGACAGCCAUUAGUCCUCGAGUAACACUUCUGAAGCAAAAUAAAAUAUUAUUAUUGGCCUA
Pomacea canaliculata is the source of this 763-nucleotide messenger RNA. RefSeq names its product perlucin-like protein. The transcript is spliced from 5 exons. Lineage: Eukaryota; Metazoa; Mollusca; Gastropoda; Architaenioglossa; Ampullariidae. Bases 111 to 578 code for a protein of 155 amino acids. The record is from RefSeq and is a predicted model, not a curated record. Gene Ontology annotation, molecular function: signaling receptor activity.